GGCUCUUCCCCCGCUAUUGUCGUUCGUAAACUUAGUUCGGGUGGGUGGUUAGUUAUUGUUGUUCCGUAGUCGCGUAAAGUUGACUAAUCCGACCGACCGGACCAGACCGCUCAAAUCAAAAAGCACGCGACACUCGCCGGAAAAAAAGGGAAAACGGACAGAGGCAAAGGAAGAGGGACGGGAAGGAAAGCCGAAUAGUAACAGCAAAACAAAACAAACGACGAAAAGCGGUGCGAAAUGAAGGUCUGCUGCAUUGGCGCUGGAUAUGUCGGCGGUCCAACCUGCGCGGUAAUGGCGCUCAAGUGCCCCGAUAUCGUGAUUACCCUGGUGGACAAGAGCUCUGAGCGGAUUGCCCAGUGGAAUUCGGAUAAAUUGCCCAUUUACGAGCCCGGUCUGGACGAAGUAGUGAAGAAGUGCCGCAAUGUGAACCUCUUCUUCUCCACGGACAUCGAGACGGCCAUUAAGGAGGCGGACCUUAUCUUCAUCUCGGUGAACACGCCCACAAAGACCUGCGGCAGUGGCAAGGGACGAGCGGCGGACCUCAAGUACGUGGAGAGUGCGGCCCGAAUGAUCGCAGAGAUCGCGCAGUCCAACAAGAUCGUGGUGGAGAAGAGCACGGUGCCCGUGCGGGCGGCGGAGAGCAUCAUGCACAUACUGCGGGCGAACCAGAAGCCCGGCAUCCACUACGACAUCCUGUCCAACCCUGAGUUCCUGGCCGAGGGCACCGCCAUCAAUGAUCUCCUGAAUGCCGAUCGCGUACUGAUUGGCGGCGAGGAAACGCCCGAAGGCCACCAGGCGGUGGAGAAGCUGUCCUGGAUCUACGAGCACUGGAUACCGAAGCAGAACAUCCUCACCACCAACACGUGGAGCAGUGAGCUUUCCAAGCUGGCGGCGAACGCUUUUCUGGCCCAGCGCAUCUCCAGCAUCAACUCGCUGUCGGCAGUGUGCGAAGCCACUGGAGCAGAUGUCUCCGAGGUGGCGAGGGCCGUGGGUCUGGAUUCCCGCAUCGGUUCCAAGUUCCUGCAGGCCUCCGUGGGAUUUGGAGGCAGUUGCUUCCAGAAGGAUAUCCUCAACCUGAUCUACAUCUGCGAGAACCUCAACUUGCCCGAGGUGGCUGCCUAUUGGCAGCAGGUGAUUGAUAUGAACGAUUACCAGAAGCGUCGAUUCUCCCAGAAGAUCAUCGAGAGUUUGUUCAAUACGGUGUCAGACAAAAGGAUAGCCAUCCUGGGAUUUGCCUUCAAGAAGAACACUGGUGAUACCCGCGAAACCGCUGCCAUAACCGUAUGCCAAACACUUCUGGAAGAAGGCGCCGCGCUGGAUAUCUACGAUCCCAAGGUGGAACCCGAGCAGAUCAUCGACGACCUCACGCAUCCCAGUGUCACGGAAUCCCCGGAAAAGGUGAAGAAAGCGGUGCAGAUCCACAGUGAUCCCUACAGUGCCGUUCGGGCCACCCAUGCCCUGGUCAUCUGCACUGAGUGGGAUGAGUUUGUGGACCUGGACUUCAAGCGCAUAUACCAAUCGAUGAUGAAGCCGGCGUACAUCUUCGAUGGCCGCAAGAUCCUCGACCACGAGAGGCUGCAGCAGAUCGGCUUCCACGUCCAGACCAUUGGCAAGAAGUACCAGCGCGCUGGACUGCUCCGUUCCUGGGGCAUUGUGCCGCAGCUUUAGGCUCGAAGGGCGACGGAGAUGGUGGCGUUUACACUUAAAGUUGGCGAAAUUUCCAGUAUUUGCGAGACUAAAUUGUAAAUAUCCGUAUCAGUUUCUGUAACUUAGUAUAUCUUAGAGUGGGUCGAUUUAAAGGAUGAAGAAUAUUUAGGACGAAAAGUAAUCUGCGAAUAAUUCUAAGCUUAAAUCUUGGAUCUUAUAACUACUAUAUCAGUUUGACCCUACUUAAGUUAAUGUAAAACAAUAAUCUUUAACUCGGUCAAUUCCUAUAAAGUAAAAUGUCAAGAAAACAUC
This is a messenger RNA of Drosophila gunungcola (fruit fly), 1959 nucleotides long. RefSeq names its product UDP-glucose 6-dehydrogenase (gene sgl). Gene Ontology annotation, molecular function: NAD binding; UDP-glucose 6-dehydrogenase activity. Lineage: Eukaryota; Metazoa; Arthropoda; Insecta; Diptera; Drosophilidae. Gene Ontology annotation, cellular component: cytosol; nucleus. The record is from RefSeq and is a predicted model, not a curated record. Gene Ontology annotation, biological process: glycosaminoglycan biosynthetic process.